Messenger RNA from Colius striatus (speckled mousebird), 4685 nucleotides. RefSeq names its product BAG cochaperone 5 (gene BAG5). The record is from RefSeq and is a predicted model, not a curated record. Gene Ontology annotation, biological process: regulation of inclusion body assembly; protein stabilization; negative regulation of protein ubiquitination. The transcript has 2 exons. Gene Ontology annotation, cellular component: cytosol; cytoplasm; nucleus. Gene Ontology annotation, molecular function: adenyl-nucleotide exchange factor activity; protein-folding chaperone binding. NCBI's taxonomy places the organism in Eukaryota, Metazoa, Chordata, Aves, Coliiformes, Coliidae. Bases 118 to 1470 code for a protein of 450 amino acids.
GCGGGGCGGGGCCGGGCGCUUCGCUGCCGCUCGGCCCGUGGCGCAGAGCCGCGCCGGGCAGCGGGUCCCUCGGCCGGGGCCGCCGGCAGUUCACCUGAAACUGGAUGACGGAAUAGAAUGGAUAUGGGUAACCAACAUCCAUCCCUCAAACGGUUGCAUGAAAUACAGAAAGAAGUCAAAGAGAUCGAACAGCAAGUGGUUGUCUUCAGCGGUCUGUCUACGGAUCGAGACUACAAGAAAUUAGAAAGGAGUCUUACUAAGCAGCUCUUCGAAAUAGAUUCUGUAGACACCGAAGGAAAGGGAGACAUCCAGCAAGCCAGAAAGCGAGCCGCUCAGGAAACGGAGAGACUGCUUAAGGAGCUGGAGCAAAAUGCAAACCAUCCGCGCAGACUGGAAAUAGAGGCGAUAUUCAAGGAGGCACAGGCACUCGUGGAACGUGAGAUUACACCUUUCUACAAAGGAGGUAACUGUAUCAGUGAUGAAUUUGAAGAAGGGAUUCAGGACAUUGUAUUGAGGCUUACCCAGGUGAAAACAGGAGGGAAGGUGUCUUUACGCAAAGCGAGGUAUCGCACCCUGACAAAAGUAUGCGCUGUCCAGGAGAUUAUAGAAAGCUGUAUGAAGCAACAGCUGUCCCUGCCACUCUCUAAUGAUGCCCAUCCUUCCGUCUCCAAAAUUAACUCUGUAAUGUGUGAUGUGAACAAAGCAAGAGGGACUCUUAUUGCGCUUCUGAUGGGAGUGAGUAGUAAUGAUACCUGCAGGCACCUCUCCUGUGUGCUCACAGGCCUCAUCGCUGAUUUGGAUGCUUUAGAUGUCUGCGGGCGCACGGAAAUAAGAAACUACAGAAAGGAAGUAGUGGAAGAGAUCAAUAAAUUGCAGAAGUACCUGGACUUGGAAGAAGAAGCAAAUUCUACCCACGCUUACGAUUUGGCACAGAAUCAGUCCAUUCUGAAAAUAGAAGAGAUCCGUAAGAAAAUGAAGGAAGUUAAUUCUUUGCUUCUAAAAACAGAGAACGCUUCUGAUUUGUAUUUGGGAUCCAAAGCAGAACUGCAGGGAUUAAUUGCCCGCUUAGACGAGGUGAGUGCAGGGAAAAACCCCUGUAUUAGGGAAGCCAGGAGAAGAGCAGUAAUAGAAGUCCAAACUCUUAUAACGUAUAUCGAUUUGAAGGAAGCGCUUGAAAAAAGGCAAAUGUAUCCCGAGCAAACUGCUGCUGAACAUCAGCCUCAUAAAGCAGUUUGGACUGUUCUUGGAAACCUGUCUCAGAUUCAGCAGGAGGUGAUCUCGUUUGAUGGAAACAGAACGGAUAAAAAUUACAUGAGGCUGGAAGAACUCCUGACAAAACAGCUCCUAGCGCUCGACGCUGUGGAUCCGCAAGGUGACGAGCGGUGUAAGGCUGCCAGAAAACAAGCUGUAAAGCUCGCACAGAAUAUUCUUUACUACCUGGACAUGAAAACAGAUGAAUGGGAAUACUGAAGCAGCCAUAGCCUGACACAGAAGAGCAAUUUUUUUUUUUCCCUUUGGCACUUUAUGCAGAUGACUGGCAUCGUGUUCUCUGCUUGCUUAAGUCGUGGGGAUUGCAUAAGCAGUUGAUUUGGCGACGUGUCUGCUGUCCCACGCAGUCACUCACUUGCCAUGGCAACUGUCAGUACACUGUCAGCAAUUCUGGUCAUUGCUAUAAGCAAAAGAAGUGCGAUUCUCUGAAGGAAUAGCUUAAUACUUGAUCAAACAGCUUCUUGGGGGUUUUCUCUUUUAAUGACCUUGUGCAAUGCUCAGCGAAUGCAGAUGUCUCAAAGAUGCAGAGACUUCCUUAUGGUGUGGUACUGGAAAAACUAUUCAAAGAAGACUGGACAGGAAAAUUAGUGUUCAAUCAUGAGACUCCAUCCAGCAACUUCACAGCAGUCUGGAUAUGCUCUUAAUGUUCUGUUACAAUAGAAAGUACUAAGGGCAAAAAGAAAAGCCUGCUGGCUAUUGGGUUGUACUUGAUUUAUUCCAUCCAUCGCAUCUUUCUGGGUGUUUAGAUGUCUCAGUUAAUGGAGCUAUGAUGCCAACUCCGAAUCAGCAUUUACAUAGGCAAAGCUAAUACCUGAGCCCUUUGAUAUCCAAAAAAAGUGGAAGCACUUUCAGAUGAUGGCUUUAAAGUACCAAGACUUGGAGAGGAAAACCUGUACAUACAUAUAUACUGACCAGAUAAAUGAGAUUCUGAGGAUCUCACACUGCCAUCCAUAAACCCCCAGAACUUUAUUUAGGGGCUGCUUCGGUGUCUUUUUUGAACUCCAUUGUCAGAUCUGGGCUUGACUUGACCUUUUGGGAAAACAGAAGCAAUAUGCUUUGAAGUAAACAAGCAUUUUGGAGUUAUUUUUGUAAAAUGAGGUAGUUACCUAUAAAGAUGUCCCUAAUGAGGUAAAUUCCUGCUGUAGAUUUCAUACUGGUCAGGUGUUGGCUUCAAGCAUGUCUUGGAAAAGACUCGUGGCAAAUGUCUCUCUGCAGCUCAUCACUUAAUCGUUGUAGUGAGUUGGUAAAUAAGCUUGCUUUGUACUAGGAUGUGCACCUGCCUUUUUAUUUGUUGCUGCUAGUGCCAAUCACAUUUCUGCUCUAGCAUGGGUUUUUUUGGCUUUGCUUUUGUUUUUUGAGAGCAUGGCAUUAAAAUGAAUUAAUUGUAAAGACUUAUUUAAUUAUGGCUACUUUGCACUUAGUCCUUUCAUAUUGAAUUGAUGAAUUAUUGUUCUGCAGGUGAUGAUUUGCACCACUUUAAGGGGUAAAAACCAUUUUGGACGUUGAAAUAAAUAUUUUUAGAUCUAUUUUUGACUGAUUAGAGAAGACAAUACUGUCUGUGAGAGACAAGUGCCUUUAUGACACCUCUGACUUGCACCGUCGUAUGUAGAUACAGGAACUGUUUGCUGGCAGCUUGAUCCAUUUGUAACCUUUGCAAACUGGAUUUCUCACAUCUAGAUGAUUCUGCUUUACUACAUGUCAAGAGGAUAGAUGAUUGUUCUAGAGAGUCCUGAGGAUGAGUUAUCAAAUUGGGGCAAUACAGAUUCUGAUUAAAAUGAAGAGCAUUGAUUCAGAGAUGGGGGAUUUGGGGCAGGUCUUCUGUGCCCGUCGCUGCGAGGUGGAGAGGAUAUGUUUACUCUGUAACAUGCUUUGAGAUGUUGAUGAAAAGCUGUGUCAUUUCAGAGGGUGAAUAUAUGUAGUUUGUGAUUGCAGAGGUUAUUGCUGUGCAGGUUUACUUGCCAGAACUCAUCUGUUUUUUCAGCUGAGCACGGUGCAACUUGGCAACAACAGAAUGUUUGCUGGGGGAUUCUGUCUGUUCCUUCAGAUAACAGAAUUUCUCUCUCCUUACCUCAAAAGAGAAUUGCAAUCUCUAUAUGGUGUGGCUAACCCAGGAUGUUAAUGAUCAUAUACACCCAGGUGAUGUUAACUCAUUUCAAGCUUUCUGCACAUUUGAACUGCAGCUUCUGGUUUGCACUUUGAUUUUUAGGAAAGAGAAGAAUUAGACAGUGUAAUGAUACUCACUUUCCUUUAGGAUUACUGCCAGGUCUGCAGUGGUUCUCUGUUGUUUGUUUAACAAUUUAGUGUCUGUGUCCUUUGGAGGUUAUGUGUAGCUUUUGAAACAUUGACCCUCUUAGGUAAAAAUGAGUAAGUACAGUUUUCAGGUGGGUUCUGGUUUAAAUAUGUGUGUCUUUUAACUUUCCUUAAUGAAUCAUUACGCCUGCAUCUCUGAGAAGGCAAAUUUGACUAGCUGAGUAGAGUUCAGCAGUGAGAUACUACAUGGAUUAAGCUUUUUUUCUCCCCCCCUUGUUCUGUAAUCUGAUGAACUAUUUAAAUUUUAUGGUAAAGUCCUCAUCUGGAAUGGGAUUGAUCCCCAGGUUUUGCAUGAAUGAAAGGAAUAAACUAAAUGUGCUUAACCAAAAGAGGAAAAACUACACACAUUUCUCAAAAUCUUGCUUUUGUUUGCUGAAGAAUGUAAUUCCUCUGCUUUUGUAGCCAAAGAAUGAGGAACAUGCAGCUUUCCUUUCUUAUAUGGCAGGCUGAAAUAAUCAGCACAAUGUAAAAUGGACCAAAUGGCAACAGCCUGUGUUUUAGUACUAUGCUGAAAUAUAGGAACUGUUGUGUGUGCUGUGUGAUCUCCCUUAGAGCAGAACAAUGGAUUGGAUAUUUGGGGGUGAGGUCACUUUACAUUGUCAUUCCUGAUUGUUAACUGUAUUUCUUUUUAGACUAGUUAUCUUUAGUUAUCUCAGUGUUAUUUUUGUUGUUGUUUUAUCACUUAAAGUGCUUUUUCUAUGUUAACCAGUUUGGAGAUUGGUGUUAAGUGUGGUUCCUGCUUUUUCAGUUGAACAGAAUUGUGUGUAGGGGGCUCCUUAUGAUGGUGUAUAUGUCUUGGUUCAUUGCUGUGUAGGAUAUAGCAUUUGUAAAUACAAAUUCCAGAUGAAAUACUGCAGUGUUAUGUUCUUGGUUAUGAAUAAAAAGACAGUAGUACCUUUUACUAGGUAUUCAUUUGAAUGUUAUGCCCUGCUGCCUUUCUCUAUUUAUUUUUGAAUGUGAGGUACCAGAAUGUAAAUGAUUUUUGCCUGAGACUGUUUUUAAUAAAGAUAAAGGCAUAAAGCUCCUCCCCCCCCCCCCAUCCUUCUCUAAAAAAUUGCUUUUUCACUGAUGUGUUUAUGAAAAUAAAGUUCUUUGUGUGUAAACCA